Molecule: messenger RNA, 1821 nt
Organism: Delphinapterus leucas (beluga whale)
Lineage: Eukaryota; Metazoa; Chordata; Mammalia; Artiodactyla; Monodontidae
Source: the annotation of a RefSeq genome assembly
AUAAACCUAUUCACUUCCUCCACCCUACUCACACUAUUUAUACUAACUACCCCUAUUGUAGCAUCUAGCACAAAUUUCUAUAAGAGCAACAAGUACCAACACUAUGUAAAAAACAUAACCUUACUUGCUUUUAUCACCAGCCUAAUCCCCACAACAAUAUUUGUCCACACAAACCAAGAAACACUCAUUUCAAGCUGACACUGAAUUACUAUCCACACUCUCAAACUAUCCCUCAGCUUUAAAAUAGACUACUUCUCACUUAUAUUCAUACCUGUAGCAUUAUUUAUUACAUGGUCCAUCAUAGAAUUCUCAAUCUGAUACAUGCACUCAGAUCCUAACAUUAACCAAUUCUUCAAAUACCUACUCAUCUUCCUCAUUACUAUACUUAUUCUCACCACAGCCAACAACCUUUUCCAAUUGUUUAUUGGAUGAGAAGGAGUGGGAAUCAUGUCCUUCCUAUUAAUUGGCUGAUGAUUCGGACGAUCAGACGCCAACACAGCCGCCCUCCAAGCAAUCCUAUAUAACCGCAUUGGAGAUAUUGGAUUCCUUCUAUCUAUAGCCUGAUUCUUAUCUAACACAAACACAUGAGACCUACAACAAAUCUUUAUGCUCAACCAAAGCUCCCCAAACAUCCCCCUCAUAGGUCUCACACUAGCUGCAGCUGGAAAAUCAGCCCAAUUUGGACUACACCCCUGAUUACCCUCAGCAAUAGAAGGCCCCACUCCAGUAUCAGCCCUACUUCACUCAAGCACAAUAGUUGUGGCAGGAAUUUUCCUACUUAUCCGGUUCUAUCCUCUAAUAGAAAACAACAAACCCAUUCAAACAAUAGUACUUUCUCUAGGCGCCCUUACUACCCUAUUCACAGCCAUCUGUGCUCUAACCCAAAAUGACAUCAAAAAAAUUAUUGCUUUCUCCACCUCCAGCCAACUCGGCUUAAUAAUAGUAACUAUCGGCCUCAACCAACCUCACCUAGCAUUCCUGCACAUCUGUACACACGCUUUUUUCAAAGCUAUAUUAUUCCUAUGCUCUGGCUCCAUUAUCCACAGUCUAAACAAUGAACAAGAUAUUCGAAAAAUAGGCGGACUAUACAAAAUCCUCCCCUUUACCACAACUGCCCUCAUCACUGGCUGCCUCGCACUAACAGGAAUGCCAUUCCUCACAGGAUUUUACUCUAAAGACCUCAUCAUCGAAGCCGCCACUUCGUCUUAUACCAACGCCUGAGCCCUACUAUUAACACUAAUCGCCACCUCCCUAACAGCUAUUUACAGCACCCGCAUUAUCUUCCUUACCCUACUAGAACAACCCCGCUUCCCCCCUCUCGUAAGCAUUAAUGAGACUAACCCCAUAUUAAUCAACCCUAUCAAACGCCUAUUAAUCGGAAGCAUCUUCGCCGGAUUCAUCCUCUCCAACAACAUACCUCCAAUAACUACCCCCUUAAUAACAAUACCCCUACACCUAAAAUUAACAGCCCUUACAAUAACAAUCCUAGGCUUUAUCCUCGCAUUCGAAAUCAACUCCUAUUCAAAAACCUUAAAAUACCCACACCCAUCAAACGCUACCAAUUUCUCCACUCUACUAGGUUAUUUUCCCACUAUCAUACAUCGUCUACCUCCUUACCUAGUCCUAACAAUAAGCCAGAAACUCGCAACCUCUCUACUAGACCUAACCUGAAUAGAGGUCUUAUUACCAAAAACCACAGCCCACAUCCAACUAAAGGCCUCCCUGCUAACUUCAAACCAAAAAGGCCUCAUCAAAUUAUACUUCCUAUCCUUUCUCAUCACCAUAACCCUUACCUUAGUGUUAUUUAACUACCUCGAGUAA